Drosophila teissieri is the source of this 768-nucleotide messenger RNA. Its product is annotated as period circadian protein. Gene Ontology annotation, biological process: anaphase-promoting complex-dependent catabolic process. Lineage: Eukaryota; Metazoa; Arthropoda; Insecta; Diptera; Drosophilidae. The transcript has a single exon. Gene Ontology annotation, cellular component: anaphase-promoting complex. The record is from RefSeq and is a predicted model, not a curated record. The coding region runs from base 85 to 684 and encodes 199 amino acids.
CAGCGAGUGAUCAGCAGUUGCUCCGAACUGUUCGACUGAACGGAACUGUUUACCCAUUGCCACGCGCAGGAAUUCGCCAUUGAGAUGCUGAAACGCGAUCUGCAGAAGAUCACACUCAAGCUGUCCGAUCUCAAGGACUACGAGAUUGCCCGCCAGAAGAACAAGUUCAAGAAUGCCCCGCAACCCAGGCUAUCCCAGGACGCACUCACCGGUGACGAUGCCUCCACUUCGGGGACAACGGCCAGCUGCAGUUCCAACACGGAGACGGCCACCGAAACUGCUUCGGGCUCCGGAUUGGGAUCGGGGUCUGGAUCAGGCUCUGGCUCUGGCUCUGGCUCCGGAUCCGGAUCGUACAUGACGGGAAUGGGCUACCGUUCGGAGACACCCUCCUCCGCAUCGUACACCACAUCGACGACCCCGACUCCGGCCACUCAGGAGGAGGUACUGAGGCCCUCGUCCGCCGUCACGGCCACCACCACCACCGGCACCACCAAUUCCGGCUCCACGGAUGAUGUAAGCGUGGCGGCCGUUGUGGAUGACACGGACACCAUUGACGAGAUCAGCGACGACAACUGGGUGGACCUAAAUGCGGACACCAACGACACCGUUGACACCCACCAGGAGGAGCAGCUGCAGGAGGUGGAGGAUGAGGAGGAGGAGGACGGGGCCAGGGGAGGAGUCUAAUCCCGACCACUUAUUUCACAUUCCAUUGAUCAGCACAUUUUGUAUACGCAACCAAGUAUAAUAACCCAUUGCAUGCUCCACUUA